Messenger RNA from Spinacia oleracea (spinach), 695 nucleotides. RefSeq lists its product as uncharacterized. Lineage: Eukaryota; Viridiplantae; Streptophyta; Magnoliopsida; Caryophyllales; Amaranthaceae. Gene Ontology annotation, cellular component: chloroplast thylakoid membrane. The coding region runs from base 51 to 431 and encodes 126 amino acids. The record is from RefSeq and is a predicted model, not a curated record. The transcript is spliced from 2 exons.
CUUUCAUUGGCUUUACCUUACCAAAAAUCCCCUGAAAAGUUGUAAGCUAAAUGGCAUCCAUGACUUCCUUCAAAUCCCAAUUUCUGAUAAAUCCAUUGAAACCAUCACAACCAACAGCAGCAGCAAGAAAUUCAUGGGUGGUCCAGUGUCCUCCUCAGAAGAAGAGGUUUACAGUGAAGGCGGUAUCAGGAGAUUUAUCAUCUGAUAGCACCACUUAUUUGAUUGCUGGUGCUGCUGUAGUUGCUCUGCUUGGUACUGCCUUUCCCAUCAUCUUUUCCCGCAAGGAUACUUGCCCAGAAUGCGAUGGUGCUGGUUUUGUAAGGAAAUCAGGUGGUGGCGCGCUGAGGGCAAAUGCAGCUCGCAAGGAUUUAGCUCAAAUUGUAUGUGCUAACUGCAAUGGCCUCGGCAAGCUCAAUCAAGUCGACAAAUAAAUCACCACCGCCUACAUAGUACAUACAUUAUUAGUUCCAUCUUUGGAUUAACUUACAGUAGACCAAACUUUGGAGGUCAUAUUCCCAUAAUAAUCUUAAUUUAUUCAAUUAAGAAUUGUAUUUUUAGAUACUUUCCGGCACAAUUUGUAAGUGUUAAAUUUCAAUGGACAUUAUUGUAAGAAUAUGACUCCAAAGUUCAGAUGUUUUUAGAGUUAAAUCAAUUUUGGGAAUAAUAUAUAAAGAAUUGUCCACAAGUUCCAAUUA